UGCUGUUGGCGGAGGGUUGGAGGGGGGGAGGCUGGCGCGAGAUUUGGCGGGACAUAGAAACGGAGCCGGAGCGUGAGAGCGGCGGCGCCCGCGAACAUGCUCGCCCUGCUGCCGGCGCUGAGGCAGCAAACAGUGCGACCCUUGGCCGCCCGCCCUCCCUCCAGCAUCGCAGCCAAGGAUUACUAGGCGCUGACUUUUCCCCCGGAGUGAGUGACCCGAGUAAAGGAGUGAGUGAGUAAGCGAGCCGCUCCACUGGGGCGAAGCGGUCCCCAUAUAACGAUGGCCAAGCGGGCUCGGAGUGAAGAUGAUGAUGAUGAACAUCUGUUCCAAGAUCGUGAUUAUGACAUCCCUCAACAGAAAGGUACAAAGAAGCUCUGUAACAAAGUUAAAUGGAUACCUGAUGAGCAGGAUGAGAAGUUAAAAAAGCUGGUAGAAGAACAUGGUACAGAAGAUUGGAAUUUCAUUGCUAGUAAUUUUCUCAAUCGAACAGAUGUUCAAUGCCAGCAUCGGUGGCAAAAAGUCUUGAAUCCAGAAUUAAUAAAAGGACCAUGGACUAAGGAGGAAGAUCAAAAGGUAAUUGAGUUGGUGCAGAAAUAUGGUCCAAAACGAUGGUCACUUAUUGCCAAAUACCUAAAAGGCAGGAUUGGAAAACAGUGUCGGGAAAGGUGGCACAAUCAUUUAAAUCCUGAAGUGAAAAAAUCCUCCUGGACAGAGGAAGAAGAUAAAAUAAUAUAUGAAGCACAUAAGCGUCUUGGAAAUCGUUGGGCAGAGAUUGCCAAGUUGCUUCCUGGAAGAACAGAUAAUUCAAUCAAGAACCAUUGGAAUUCCACAAUGAGAAGAAAGGUUGAGCAAGAAGGAUAUCUGCAAGAGGCACCCAAAUGUGACUUGCUUCCAAGUAUGCAGCAACAGAAAGUACCAGCUAGGACUCCUCUGAACCCAGUGCAGUUUCCGAAUCAAUUUUUCAUUCCCGUGUCUUCUCAAGGCCUUAGACAUCCAUACUCUGCUUCAGAAGAAUCUUGCAUAGAUAAUGCAACCACAGGAUUAACUCAACAACCACAUAUUGAUGACGAUCCUGAUAAAGAGAAAAGAAUAAAGGAACUUGAACUCCUCCUAAUGUCAGCAGAGAAUGAAGUCAGAAGGAAACGAGUAGGAGCUUCUCAAGACACUACUGACUUCAUCUGGUCAAGAAGUCUUUUUGGUGAUGAAAGUUUAUCCAGUACCCUGAGUAGCUUGGAAGAUAAGGCAAAUGAAAUUUGUAUGAAGGAACCUCUUCAGGGAGCAAGCACACCAGUACACCAGGCCUCUUUCAACCGUUUCCUUGCACAGGAAGAAAGUUCGGUCCUUGGCACACUGCAGUCCAUUCCUGAUUUAACAAAGACAUUUGAACUAAUUGAAGCAGAUUCUGUAGUGUGGAAUGAACUAACUAACUUUGACCUCUCUGAAGUUAAUGAAAAAACACCCGCUAAACAGACUCCAGUUAAAUUUGAAUGUUUGCAGCACAAAGGUGGAAUAGGUUAUCGCUUUGAUGGCCAUGCCAUUUCGGAUCUGAGCAGAAGUACUUGCAGUAAUAGCAGUGAGCUUAUUCCUAUAACAUCCCCUGUUGUUGCAAAGUUCAGCACGCCUCCAACCAUUUUAAGGAGGAAAAGAAGAUUACGCCUUGGUCCAUCUCCAUCCAGUGACUGCAACAGUCUUUCCUUCAUGGAUAACAGCACCACAAGCCCAAAAAGUACUCCAGUUAAAGUGCUUCCAUUUUCUCCUUCUCAGUUUUUUAAUAUCUGUUCUGGCAAUGACCACCUGAACAUUGACAAUACAGCACUUACUUCAACUCCAGUCUGUGGACAGAAAGUUCUAGUUACAACUCCAUUAAGGAAAGACACGCCUCGAGUUCAAAAAGAAAAUGUAGGUUUCAGGACACCCACAAUAAGGCGAACCGUUUUAGACAGCACUCCGAGAACACCUACCCCUUUCAAGAAUGCACUUGCCGCUCAAGAAAAGAAAUAUGGGCCUCUUAGAAUGGUGCCUCAAUCGCUUGCACAUUUAGAAGAGGAUAUUCGAGAGGUCUUGAAGAAGGAGACAGGGACCGACAUAUUACUUGGAGAAGGAAUGGAUCCAAUCUUCAAAAUCUGCGAGCAAGAGCAAAAUGCUCCUCUCAAGAAAGUACGAAAAUCUCUUGUUUUGGACACUUGGAACAAGGAUGCCUUUGGUGCACAAAAGUUCACACAGUCCUCUGUUUCGGAUAUGCAGUCUGAAAACCUGUUGAAUACUUCGUUACUGAGAACACUUUUACCAGAAAAAUCGGACCUCGCCACAAGUACAUGGAGCAGAAAUGUUAUCUUGUCUGAAAUAAAGCAUAAAAAUACUUCAAAAACUGUACGAUUUGAGAUCCCAUUGCAGAUGACCAGUGAAUGGGAAGCAGUUGCUUGUGGAAAGACAGAGGAUCAGCUAAUAAUGACUGAACAGGCUCGAAGGUAUCUUACUGCAUAUAAUGGCAGCAACACUAGCAGAACUCUGAUCCUGUAACUGUCCAUUGCUUAAGAAGCCGCUGAAUAUACACUAAAUCUGAGAGCUGUUGAUUUCUGUCAUAAACCUAGCUCAUAGGCCAGCUAGGUUUGAUUUUUCUAGAAGAAAUCUCUUUAAUAUUCUGAUAUGUACAGUGCAUUCAGAAAGUAUUCAGUCCCCUUCACUUUUUCCACAUUUUGUUACGUUACAGCCUUAUUUGAAAAAUGGAUAAAAUUCUUUUUUUUUUAAUCAUCAAUCUACACACAAAGCCCCAUAAUAAAAAAGCAAAAACAGGUGUUUAGACAUUUUUGCAAAGUAAUUAAAAAUAAAUAACUGAAAUAUCACAUUGAAAUAAGUAUUCAGAGCCUUUACUCGGUAGUUUGUGGAGGUACCUUUGGCAGUGAUUACAGUCUCAAAUCUUCUUGGGUAUGACGCUGCAAGCUAGAAUCUUCUCUGCAGAUCCUCUCAAGCUCUGUCAGGUUGAAUGGG
Molecule: messenger RNA, 2988 nt
Organism: Amblyraja radiata (thorny skate)
Lineage: Eukaryota; Metazoa; Chordata; Chondrichthyes; Rajiformes; Rajidae
Gene: mybl1
Product: MYB proto-oncogene like 1
Exons: 16
Coding region: 280-2520 (746 amino acids)
Biological process (GO): regulation of DNA-templated transcription
Cellular component (GO): nucleus
Molecular function (GO): DNA-binding transcription factor activity, RNA polymerase II-specific; RNA polymerase II cis-regulatory region sequence-specific DNA binding
Source: RefSeq, a predicted model, not a curated record